AUUGAGUGUUCCGCCGAGUCUCUCUCAUAAUUCUCAUUGCUUUGAGUCUAUAUAAGGUUUGCAUAGGUUGUCUAAUUUUCUUCUUGUUCACUACUCUGCUUUGUGUUGUCCGUAUAAUGGGUUUGUUCAAGGAGGAGGGAUUGGUGUACAAGCCGGUGGAAGAGGUUGAUCUUGGUCCUACUAGUCAUGAAAUCUAUCUCCGAGCCAACGUUAAAGCUCCUAGAAUGGCUGGACUUCUUGUCAAAAUUUUCGCCUGGUUUCUGGAGUCACGGAUCUUCGGGACAUUGUUGUUGUACAUAUUGAAGAGAAACAAUCUAAUUCACAAGCUCAUAACUAAUGCGGAGCUAGAGAUGCAUCCUCUCUAUGUUCCCUUACAUCCUUUUGAAGAUCUUAAAGAACAAGAAGUCAAAUGCAUAGAUUUUGAUUUAUCUCCACCUGAGCAAGUUCAACAGGCAGUGAACUGCUUUCCUAAUUCUCCGAAAGAUAUAUUUGGUGGUAUAAAACCUUCAUUUCAUUGGUGGACAAUAUUAGACUAUGCAAAAGUUUAUAGUUCCGGAAAACUAACUCCUCGAAUGGUUGCAGAGCGAUUUAUAGCUGCUGUACAUGAAUGUUCUAAUCCUCCUUUACAAAUGUCAUUCUUUAUUAACUAUAAUGUGGAAGAUAUUCUAAAGCAAGCAAGUGAAUCCACACUUCGGUAUGAACGAGGACAAGCAAUAUCAAUCCUAGAUGGAAUCCUAAUUGCUAUCAAGGAUGAAAUAGACUGUUGCCCUUAUCCAACUACAGGAGGAACCAAGUGGCUACACAAAGUAAGACCUUGUACAAAUGAUGCAUGUUGUGUUAAGCGCCUCAGAUUAUGUGGUGCCAUACUUGUUGGGAAAACCAAUAUGCAUGAACUUGGGUCUGGAACAAGUGGGAUAAAUCCUCAUUACGGGGUUACUAGAAAUCCAUAUGAUAUCAAGAAGAUCUCUGGAGGUUCUUCUAGUGGAUCUGCUGCAGUGGUCGCUGCAGGAUUGUGCCCUGUCGCCCUUGGUGUUGAUGGCGGAGGAUCUGUUCGAAUGCCUGCAGCUCUUUGUGGUGUUAUUGGUUUCAAACCAACUUUUGGGCGCAUACCUCAUUCUGGUGUUCUUCCUCUGAACUGGACGGUGGGAAUGGUUGGGAUCUUAGCCGGCACCAUCGAGGAUGCAUUUAUUGUUUAUGCAGCAAUGAAUGGACGACUUCCAUCAGAUCAACCCACUAGUGCUGUAAAGCCCAAACUGUAUUUUCCACUGCUCAAUUCAACUAAACCUAUCUCUGAUAUCAAAUUAGCGAAGUAUGCAGCGUGGUUUGAUGAUUGCAGCGAUGAGAUCAAAAUAUGCUGUUCUAAAGCGAUAGACAAGCUUCAGAAGCACCGUGGUUGGAAGAUUGUAGAGGUGACUAUUCCGGAGAUAGAAGUGAUGCGGCUGGCACAUUAUUCAACAAUUGGAUCUGAGUGUAGCACUUCCCUUAGCUCUCAUCUAGAAAAGCUGAAUCCAGGAGAAUUAGGAUGGGAUACAAGGGUAGCACUUAGCGUCUAUUCUUCUUUCAGCAGCAAGGAGUACAUUAAGGCACAGAAAAUUAGGAACCGCCAGAUGCAGUUUCAUAUGAAGAUAUUUGCUCAGGCAGAUGUCAUUGUUUCACCAACAACAGGCGUAACUGCAUACCCAAUAAAGGACGAUGCUCUCCAGACUGGUGAACUCGACUAUAUAAAUGGAGCUGCACUAGUUCGUUAUUCAAUAGCGGGAAAUUUUCUUGGAUUGCCUGCCGUUACUGUCCCGGUGGGAUAUGACAAACUUGGCUUGCCGAUUGGCCUUCAGUUUAUGGGCCGGCCAUGGUCGGAACCAACAUUAAUUCACAUAGCAUCGGCAAUGCAGGCUCUCUGCAUGCCAGGCUACAGAAAACCAGAGGUUUUCUAUAAUCUUCUUAAUGAGGAUUAGUUGCACGACCAACAUCCACUACAUUACAGAUGGUGAUGGUCAUAAAAAUUUGCAAGUUUUCUCUACCGGAUAAUGUAUUGCCAUUGAACUUCAUGGUUGUCAAAUCUCUUGAUAAAUGGGAAACAAUUUAAAUGGAAGAUGACCAUGUGUAUAAGGGCAUUAGGGUACUUGUAUUUGGUCCAAUUAUAUUACUACAUAAAAUUGGAAUUUGAGAAACAUCUA
This is a messenger RNA of Corylus avellana, 2174 nucleotides long. RefSeq names its product fatty acid amide hydrolase. Lineage: Eukaryota; Viridiplantae; Streptophyta; Magnoliopsida; Fagales; Betulaceae. The record is from RefSeq and is a predicted model, not a curated record. Gene Ontology annotation, molecular function: catalytic activity.